CCCAGGGCGCGCGCGCCGCUGGCGUUUCCUUGGCGCGGAGGAGGGGAGCGAAGUGAGGGGGGGUCGUCAGCUUUGGUGUCUGCAUUGGCCAGUUCUGAAAUCUCCUUGAAGGAGCCCUACAUUGAGGAAGAUCAAAGCAGCAGUCUUUGCCAACUGGGGAAUGGACCGUUUGAGUUCCUUUAGCAAUGAUCCCUCUGAUAAGCCGCCUUGCCGCGGCUGCUCCUCCUACCUCAUGGAACCUUAUAUCAAGUGUGCUGAAUGUGGGCCACCUCCUUUUUUCCUGUGCUUACAGUGUUUCACUCGAGGAUUUGAGUACAAGAAACAUCAAAGUGAUCAUACUUACGAAAUAAUGACCUCAGAUUUUCCUGUUCUUGACCCCAGCUGGACUGCUCAAGAAGAAAUGGCCCUUUUAGAAGCUGUGAUGGACUGUGGCUUUGGAAAUUGGCAGGAUGUAGCCAAUCAGAUGUGCACCAAGACCAAGGAGGAGUGUGAGAAGCACUACAUGAAGCAUUUCAUCAAUAACCCUCUAUUUGCAUCUACCCUGCUAAACCUGAAGCAAGCAGAGGAGGCAAAAACGGCUGACACAGCCAUUCCAUUUCACUCUACAGAUGACCCUCCCCGACCUACCUUUGACUCCUUGCUUUCUCGGGACAUGGCAGGAUACAUGCCAGCUCGAGCAGAUUUCAUUGAGGAGUUUGACAAUUAUGCAGAAUGGGACUUGAGAGACAUUGAUUUUGUUGAAGAUGACUCGGACAUUUUACAUGCUCUGAAGAUGGCUGUAGUAGAUAUCUAUCAUUCCAGGUUAAAGGAGAGACAAAGGCGAAAAAAAAUUAUAAGAGACCAUGGAUUAAUCAACCUUAGAAAGUUUCAGUUAAUGGAACGGCGGUAUCCCAAGGAAGUCCAAGACCUUUAUGAAACAAUGAGGCGAUUUGCAAGGAUAGUGGGGCCAGUGGAACAUGACAAGUUCAUUGAAAGCCAUGCAUUGGAAUUCGAGCUCCGAAGGGAAAUCAAGAGGCUCCAGGAAUACAGGACAGCAGGCAUUACCAAUUUUUGUAGUGCCAGAACCUAUGAUCACCUCAAGAAGACUCGAGAAGAGGAACGCCUCAAACGCACUAUGCUCUCGGAGGUUCUCCAGUACAUCCAGGACAGUAGUGCCUGUCAGCAGUGGCUCCGCCGGCAGGCUGACAUUGAUUCUGGCCUGAGUCCUUCCGUACCGAUGGCUUCAAAUUCAGGUAGACGAAGUGCCCCGCCCUUGAACCUCACUGGCCUCCCUGGCACAGAGAAGUUGAAUGAAAAAGAAAAGGAGCUCUGUCAGAUGGUGAGAUUGGUCCCAGGAGCCUAUUUAGAAUACAAAUCUGCUCUACUCAACGAAUGUAACAAGCAAGGAGGCUUGAGACUGGCACAGGCAAGAGCACUCAUCAAGAUAGACGUGAACAAAACCCGGAAAAUCUAUGACUUCCUCAUCCGAGAAGGAUACAUCACUAAAGCCUGAGGCUCUUCAGGCCUGGUAGGCCAAAGGACAGUACGGGCAUUGUGGAGUUUUGUUUUUGAGCUGAAUUCUCCUUGUAAAAAGAGGGGAAGAACAAAGGAAACCUUAAGUUGUAUUAAUGUCUACUUUCUUCUCCACCUUGCUUUAAAAUACUCCUGUUGUUGGUAUUGUGCUGCAGAGUUAUGUGCUAGAUAAGCUAUUAUUAAUUGUGUGUGGGCAUUCAUUCCUAACACCUCUUGUAACUAAAACAAGAACCAUAGUACCUCACAUCACAGUGUUGGUAGAAAUAGAACUAAACCAGUCUUUAGUCCCAGGAGUGCAGCUCAGAUCCUUGUACUUGCUUGGGAGGUUGGUUUUCUGAUUAUCUGUUUUGCGUUCAAACAUUACAGACAGAUUUAAAAUAUAGAGGUUAUAUAGAGAGAAAGCUUUCUCUUUCUGUCCGAGGAUUCUUUUAAGCUAACAACUUAUGUUUAUGAGCAAAGAGGAGGAAAAUCUCCCCAUGAUGGUCUUGUCCCAAACUGCAUCUUCAACUUUAAUGUCUGGCUUUGUAAGUUGCAGUCUGGCUGUCUAAUCUGCAGUAGACUUUCGAGGAGGUGGCACUGGGUAUAAAAUGUCUCUGUUAUUUUUAGAAUUAAUGGAUUAAAAUGUUUUGCUACUUAAUUUGUGGGUGUGUCAAAUAUUCUGGUAACUAAAGCACACUUAGGGGGUUGGAUGCAUGCCUCAUCACGCUGCACUGUCUCUGCUAACAUGUGUGUCCUGGACUCACCCUAUUCUCGCCCUUGGCUUCCCUGGAUACCAGACCCCUGAGGAUGGAGGUGAUGCAAUUAACCUCAGUGUUGCUUAGGUUGAGACCUGAACCCUAAUUUCUCAAUGGUUAAAGGCUAGCCUACAAUAAGAGCUACUUGUAAAACAAAAGGAAAGCCUUUUCAUAUAUGGAGCUCACUAGAUAGGAGGGUGAGUGACCCCACCACGUCUGAAACUUGGUCCUCAAAUCUUUCUGCACAAUAAGAAGCCAAACUCAGAGUCAGGGUUUUCCCUUUUCUGUUAGAAGCAAAGUUGUAUGGAAAUACUUCAGAAUCUGCACAAAUUACCUCCAGUAGCCGACUGAUUCUUUAAUUCUUUCAGCAUUCAAAAUAUCUAAUUCAAAUAUUAUAUGCCUUGUUGGAAGUAUCUGCUCAAACUUCUUGACUGCUGUAAAUACGCAUGCAGUUUGCUAAUAGACUUCAUCUAGGGGAUAACAAAUGAAAAAGAAACUCUUAGGAUCUGAGGGAAAUAGA
Mesoplodon densirostris (Blainville's beaked whale) is the source of this 2766-nucleotide messenger RNA. It is a transcript of the gene TADA2A, whose product is annotated as transcriptional adaptor 2A. Bases 161 to 1492 code for a protein of 443 amino acids. Gene Ontology annotation, molecular function: protein binding; zinc ion binding; transcription coactivator activity. Gene Ontology annotation, biological process: regulation of transcription by RNA polymerase II; chromatin remodeling. The record is from RefSeq and is a predicted model, not a curated record. The transcript has 16 exons. Gene Ontology annotation, cellular component: SAGA-type complex; nucleus. Lineage: Eukaryota; Metazoa; Chordata; Mammalia; Artiodactyla; Ziphiidae.